CGGAAGCAAUGUGUCACGGGGCCAGGGUUCCGACCGGGCUUCCUGAGGGAGCGGGAGGGGUCGGCAAUCAUGUGACAGCGGGUUCAAGAGGAAGCGGCUGUCGCAGUCGGAGCUACCUGCGACCGAGGACAGCGGCGGCCCCGGCAGCCUGAGCCAGGUCUGGGGACCGUCCCCGCGGGAGGAAGGGGCUCAUCAUGGCGGAUGAUUUGAAGAGAUUCCUCUACAAAAAGUUACCAAGUGUUGAAGGUCUUCAUGCCAUUGUAGUUUCAGACAGAGAUGGAGUGCCUGUUAUCAAAGUGGCAAAUGAUAAUGCUCCAGAACACGCUUUGAGACCUGGUUUCCUGUCUACCUUUGCACUUGCAACAGACCAGGGCAGCAAACUUGGACUUUCAAAAAACAAAAGUAUCAUUUGCUACUAUAACACAUACCAAGUAGUCCAAUUCAAUCGGUUACCAUUGGUGGUGAGUUUCAUAGCAAGCAGCAGUGCUAAUACUGGACUGAUUGUCAGCCUAGAAAAGGAGCUUGCCCCAUUGUUUGAAGAGUUGAGACAGGUCGUGGAAGGUUCCUAACCUGACCGUGGCCUGGCCCUGGCCAUGUUGUUUUGAUCCCAGUGAGUCCAGUCCAGCAGCUUUGACUUCAUCAAGUAAUGUGACUCCCCACACUCAGAAAAGACAACUUCCCCCAACUUAGACUGAAGAAGAAGAUUGUAUUUAUUAUUUCUAAAUCGGUGGACUGUUGUGUUGGGUUUUAGGCUCAAUCCUUCUACAGUAUGGUUCAGUAUCUAUCACAGCUCCCAUGGAGUUUAGCUCAGCCACCAAUGAGGGAUGAGAUUCUUAUCCAGUGGAUCAGAAUCAAAGUGUUCCCAUGAUCCACAUGAGCCACCUAAAGCUCCCCUGUUGUGUUCAGGACCUACAGGCCUGCACUAGGUAGGUCCUGCUCUGUAUAUGCUCUUGCUUUAUUGUGAAUAAUAGAGAACUUAUUUUUGUGUGUGUCAUGUUGUGUGUCUGCACUGAGUGAGUGGAAGAGAGCCCCUAACAGCAGUAAUAAACCAGUACAAUCACUAACUAUCCCUGUUUAUAUCAUUGUGAGGUGGAGAUUUAGGAGAGCAUUACUAAUUGGUGUUUCUUCUUAAAGUGGUGUGUGUCGAAAAAGAAAUCUGUUGCUUUGGAUUUGCUUUUACCUUCAGCUGUCAAUAACCAAUCAGUAUUUUGAUGUUUUUCUCUUUGUACGAUUUAAGUGUAAAAAUCAGUAUCCAAGCUUUGGUUUGUGACGUUUAUAUGAAUACCAUAAUACAACAGUUCUUUUUCCUUUUCCUAAAUAAGGGUCUAAAUAAAAUAGUAUUUUGUAAAAGUAUAGCUUGACUCCUUAGUCCUAUAGUUUGAGGGGUGGGGGGAAGGGGCAGGAGGUGAAUGAGAUCCAGGUCAUGAGAGAACAUCAUAAGCAGUUUCUCCUCGUGGGACGGUGGCUGAGCCAUGAAUCUAACUGGUCUAGACAAGAGGCGAUGAGGACCCAAACCAGGUCGUGAGGGGGGACCAUGGGAUCUAAUGAGGUGGUGGAUGGCCCUGGGGUGCACCCAGGCCUAGAGGGUCAGACCAGGGUGAGGAGACGGAGAGGGGUUGUUCAGGUGUAGGAAGAGAGCCAAGCAGCGUCAGAAACCUGCGGGAGGGGGCAGCUAGAUGGUGCAGUGGAUAGAGCACCGGCCCUGGAUUCAGGAGGACCUGAGUUCAAAUCUGGCCUCAGACACUUGACACUUACUAGCUGUGUGACCCUGGGCAAGUCACUUGACCCCCAUUGCCUCACUUAAAAAACAAAACAAAAACAAAAACCUGCAGGAGGCUGAGUAUCGACAAGACACUUGGACUGAGGGGUCUGCCUUCAGAGGUGGAGGCGAGGGUUUGGGAGACAGCACCUGACCCAUACUGCUGACUAGUGGCUAGCGGGCUGCCCCACCCGACACAUGAUGCUACGGUGCAAAGGAGUGAGUGCAGAAGAGCACCAGACGGUGCACGCUUAUGUCAGGGAAGGCUUCACAUAAGCUGAGUUAGAGAAAGGGAAGGGUAUCAAACAGAGACCAGGGGUGGGAAGAGGCGAAGCCCAUUCCAAAUGUGGGGAGAGACUAGGAGAGGCAUGGGGACAGGACCGGAAAGAACCAAAAUGGGGGGUGGAGAGGGUGGAGAGGAGCACCCAUUCUGUCCGAACUUUCAAAACCCUCAUUACUCUAAUUACAAGUUGUGCCAUGGUGGAGUUCUGUCUUUUGUAUACUUUUGGAAAAGUAUAUACAAUGUUUAAUCUUUGCUGUCUGAUUCGGUAUAAUGGGAAAGUAUUCCCUUUCAUAUUUUUAAAUAGGAUGCAUGUAAUUAUAUAUAUACAGACACACAUAUAUAUCAUUAUAUGUAUGUAGAUAUACCAUAAUAUAAUUUAUAUAUAUGUAAUAUCAAUGUAGUGUAACCUACUUAGCUUAAGUUGCUCUUAAGAUUUUUGAAAUGUCCUAUAAAUAGACAUACAUACAUAUUUACAAAAAAACUAACAAGCACAGCAGUUAAUGAAUGAAUGCCAAUUAUUCUGGAGGGGUGUAGUUGAGCUACCAGAGUUGAAUUCAACAAGACCUGGGUUCAAAUCCUGCCUCUGACACUUAAGUGGAUGAUCCCGGGCAAAUCACUUAACUUCUCUAAGACUCAGUUUCCAGGAAAAUAGAGGUAAUAAUACCACUGGUACUUCCCAGGUUGUUGUGA
Molecule: messenger RNA, 2732 nt
Organism: Dromiciops gliroides (monito del monte)
Lineage: Eukaryota; Metazoa; Chordata; Mammalia; Microbiotheria; Microbiotheriidae
Gene: LAMTOR3
Product: late endosomal/lysosomal adaptor, MAPK and MTOR activator 3
Exons: 7
Coding region: 195-569 (124 amino acids)
Biological process (GO): positive regulation of TOR signaling; cellular response to amino acid stimulus
Cellular component (GO): Ragulator complex
Source: RefSeq, a predicted model, not a curated record